AUAUGGAUUCAAGUAGCAUCCAAACUUCAAAAAAUCGAAGAAAGCUAAUUCUCGUACCCAGUAUUUUUCUGAAGAAUAGGGUUCUAUCUCUGUGGAGGGAAAAUCAAAAACCUAACAAUGGAAGGAGAAGAGGAAGAUGAUAUUGUUUGUUUGGACGAAUCAUUCUUCAUCAAUGACAAUUACCAAUUGACCACUUUCACAUUUGGGUCUCAAGUUCUUGAGCUAUACUGCCUUCAUUCAGCUUCAACUGAUUUUGAUCUGACUGGCCAACUGGUGUGGCCUGGAGCGGUGCUGUUGAAUGAAUACCUGUCGAAAAAUGCUGAGAUGCUUCAAGGACUUUCUGUUAUUGAGUUAGGCUCUGGUGUUGGUGUCACCGGAGUACUCUGUAGUAGAUUUUGCAAAAAAGUUCUGAUGACUGACCACAGUGAUGAAGUUCUUAAGAUCCUGAAGAAAAAUAUAGAUCUACAUGCAUCUUCUGAGAAUUUCCCUUGCUCUGAUUUGGAAGCCGAAAAACUAGAAUGGGGAAGUUCUGACCAGAGAAAUGAAAUUCUGCAAAGAUAUCCGGAAGGAUUUGAUCUAAUUCUUGGAGCAGAUAUUUGCUUCCAACAAUCCAGUAUUCCCUUGCUUUUCGAUACAGUUAAGAGGCUUCUUCAAAUCAGAGGAAAAGGAAGAUGCAGAUUCAUUCUGGGUUAUGUCUCUCGCGCCAAAGUAAUGGAUCAGAUGGUGCUCAACGAGGCCCAGGGACAUGGCUUGUCAACGAAAGAAGUUUGUGGAACCCGUUCAGUCGUUGGAAACUUGGAAGGGGUCAUUUACGAGAUUACCCUUCAGUAGAUCAAACAGAUUUUGCUUUGUACUUGGAGUUUGGAGCCUAGGAUCAAAUACAGCUUUCAGAUAGAUAGUAAGCAAGAAGGUGCAACCUGAGGUAACGACACAUUGCCUAUUUUCCAGACAUAGGAACGGUAGCAUAACAUUAUGAAACAAGAGAACUUUAAUAUUGAUAAAACAUAGGAAAAACGAAAGGUAGCUUUUAACAUUUUAAUGAUAUCUCUAAUUUUUUCACUCGGAUUCCUCUGCUGUUCUGUUAUGAUGCACACUGAUGCAUCACAUUAUUAUGUUUUAGAAAUUUGAGAAGAUGGUGUUCAUCAAUCACCAGUUAUCUCUCUAAGAUUCAAAUUAAUAACUAGAAAUAGCUAUUUUAUGCCCCUUUGUGAAUGAAUGGAACACCUCUUUUCUGUGACA
Molecule: messenger RNA, 1239 nt
Organism: Spinacia oleracea (spinach)
Lineage: Eukaryota; Viridiplantae; Streptophyta; Magnoliopsida; Caryophyllales; Amaranthaceae
Exons: 8
Coding region: 118-831 (237 amino acids)
Biological process (GO): protein methylation
Cellular component (GO): nucleus
Molecular function (GO): protein methyltransferase activity
Source: RefSeq, a predicted model, not a curated record